Messenger RNA from Aquila chrysaetos chrysaetos, 1707 nucleotides. It is a transcript of the gene PAQR7, whose product is annotated as progestin and adipoQ receptor family member 7. Gene Ontology annotation, cellular component: plasma membrane. Gene Ontology annotation, biological process: response to steroid hormone. Bases 415 to 1455 code for a protein of 346 amino acids. Lineage: Eukaryota; Metazoa; Chordata; Aves; Accipitriformes; Accipitridae. The transcript is spliced from 2 exons. Gene Ontology annotation, molecular function: nuclear steroid receptor activity; steroid binding. The record is from RefSeq and is a predicted model, not a curated record.
GCAGCCGUGAGGGCGGUCAGACAUGGUCUGGAGGUGAGCCCCCUCCCCAUGUACCCAGGUGUCUUCAUGGGCAGCAGCAGCAGCCCUGGCACAGAGGCAAGUUAAGUUCUCCGAGCGGCAGAAGGGCAGUGUUUUCUUCCAAACCGCCCAUCGAAUUUUGGUCAAAAUAGCUUAACCUUGGAAGUUCUGCUUUUGCCCACAUCUCCCCGGCAGGACUCGAGGCUGUUUCAGUUCAGUGCAGCAGCUGCAAGUGCGGAAGAGGUUUAUGAAGUUAAUUUUUCACUGGCUGCCUGCGCAUGUUGCAGUGUUACAGGAGGGUUUAGGAGGCCAAGCGAGGGUCAGGAUUGCCCUCUGCCAGGUACUGCCCUGAGCCAGGUUGUUCUGUGUGGCGGUGUCCUGGAGUUUGGCUGCAUCAUGGCAACGGUCAUCACCGAAAAGCUUAGCCGCCUCUUCAUUAACCUGCGGCAGGUCCCUCAGCUGAUGGCCCCCCUCUCCCCUUCCACCGUCAGCAGCUCGGAGGUGCCGAAGGUCUUCUGGAAGCCCUACAUCCACACCGGCUACCGGCCAGUGCAGCAGACCUGGUGCUAUUACUUCUCGACACUCUUCCAGCAGCACAACGAGGCCAUCAACGUCUGGACCCAUCUGGUGGCAGCACUGAUCCUGCUGCUGCGGUUCCAGCAGCUCUCGCAGCGGGUGGAUUUUGGGCAGGACCUGCACGCCCAGCCCCUCCUCAUCAUCAUCGUGGCGUCCAUCACCUACCUGACAUUCAGCACCCUUGCCCACCUUCUGCAGGCCAAAUCUGAGUUCUGGCACUACAGCUUCUUCUUCAUGGACUACGUGGGGGUCGCCAUUUACCAGUACGGCAGCGCUCUGGGGCACUACUACUACGCUAUCGAGCCAAGCUGGCAUGAGAAGAUCAAGGGGUUUUACAUGCCAGUGGCUGUCCUGUUAGCGUGGCUGUCCUGCGCCGGUUCCUGCUAUGCCAAGUACCGGUACCACCAGUCCGCUCGCCUUCUGAGCCGGCUCUGCCAGGAGCUGCCCUCCAGCCUGGCGUACAUGCUGGACAUCAGCCCCGUGGUCCACCGCAUCUACACCGCGCCGCCCUCUGAGCGGGCUGACCCGGCCCUUCUGUACCACAAAUGCCAGGUGCUGUUUUUCCUCAUUGGUGCCUUUUUUUUCUCACACCCUUACCCCGAGAAGUGGUUCCCCGGGAAAUGUCACUUUUUUGGGCAGAGCCAUCAGAUUUUUCACGUGUGCCUGGUACUCUGCACGCUGGCGCAGAUCGAGGCAGUGGUGUUGGACUAUGAAUCCAGGCGACAGAUCUAUUCCACUCUUCAGGGUGAUUUGGCGCAUAACUUCUCUGCCCUGUGCCUCUUCACUGUGACCUGCUCUGUCCUCACAGCUGCGUACAUGGCCCGGAAGGUGAAGAACAAGUUGAGCUUCAAGGAAGAGUAAGAGCCCUGAAGGAGAAGCAGGUGACCUUACCUGAAUGGUUCAUCUCCAGCCAGCUGUGGUGAUGCUGGCACAAAUCUGGCCACAAACUUUGAGGAGAAAAGGAAUUAAAUGCUUCAGGAACUAGUGGUCUCUAUAGGGAGGGAAAGUAAGAGCUGCAUUUUAUGCUUUUUUAAAUUCAGAAUUAGUUCCAGCUCGCUCUUAAAAUGGUACACUGGUUUAAUUCAUAUGUCUGAAUAAACAGUGGGAACAAAA